UAAUGUGGUUAAUGUGACCUGUCAGUGGGUGGAGCAACUGUCCUUUUGGCCGACGGUGAUGCUGCUGAUGAGGAGGAGCUAGCUGCAGAUGUUGACUCUGCCUGCGGACUGACUAGUCGAAGUUUGUCUCAAGUCGGAAACACGGCACAUGUGUCGCUGCACGCUCCACUGGAGAGAGAAAGGGAAAAAGAAGACAGCACAACGAAGAUUAAUCCAGUGGAGAAUUCAACAAUACCCUUUGAGACCGGCAUAGUCUUAUAAGCCUUCCAGUGACACUCCCACGUCGCUUUCCACUUGUCUUGGUUCUGCAGUCUGUCGUCUUUAUUACUCCCCCGUCACUUCGUCCUGUUACCUCUGAGUUGAGGCUGAAGGAGAAUGGUUGCUGAGGUGGAUUCAGUUUCUCAGGGCAGCGGUGUUCGGCUGAAGCAGGAGAUUUCCCUCCUCCAUGGGGUCUGUCUCAUCGUGGGAAAUAUGAUAGGCUCUGGCAUCUUUGUCUCACCUAAGGGUGUCCUUAAGUACACGGGUUCAUUUGGCCUGUCGCUGGUAGUGUGGGCCAUUGGAGGGAUUUUUUCUGUGUUUGGAGCAUUAUGCUAUGCUGAGCUGGGUACCACCAUCCAUAAAUCUGGAGCCUCCUAUGCCUACAUCCUGGAGGCCUUUGGAGGUUUCUUGGCUUUUAUACGACUGUGGACGUCGUUGUUGAUAGUCGAGCCAGCUUGUCAGGCAGUGAUAGCCCUGACCUUCUCUAACUACCUGGUCCAGCCCUUCUACCCCACCUGUAUAGCCCCCUAUGACGCCGUCCGCCUCAUUGCUGCUGUGAUCAUAUGUCUGCUGACUUGUGUGAACUGUAUGAAAGUGAAAUGGGGCGCUAUUCUUCAGGUCAUCUCCACUGUGGCCAAGGUCCUAGCUCUUAUUGUCAUCAUCAUUACUGGCCUGGUUAAGCUGGCACAAGGAUUCGACCAGAACUUUGAGGACUCAUUCAAGGGCUCCAAGCUGAACCCAGGUGACAUGGCCCUGGCCCUCUAUUCAGCACUGUACUCCUACUCUGGCUGGGACACACUCAACUUCAUCACGGAGGAGAUUAAAAACCCAGAGAGGAAUCUGCCCUUGUCGAUCGCUAUUUCCAUGCCCAUUGUCACAGUGAUCUACAUCUUGACCAACGUUGCUUACUACGUCGUCAUGGAUGCAGACCAAGUGCUGACCAGCGAAGCUGUUGCUGUGGUGAGUAUCUGCCUAUUAUUGUGGGGCUCAGAAUAAAUUUUGUGCAUUCUC
This is a messenger RNA of Micropterus dolomieu (smallmouth bass), 1269 nucleotides long. Its product is annotated as Y+L amino acid transporter 1-like. Gene Ontology annotation, biological process: amino acid transmembrane transport. The transcript has 7 exons. The record is from RefSeq and is a predicted model, not a curated record. Gene Ontology annotation, molecular function: basic amino acid transmembrane transporter activity; L-amino acid transmembrane transporter activity. NCBI's taxonomy places the organism in Eukaryota, Metazoa, Chordata, Actinopteri, Centrarchiformes, Centrarchidae. Gene Ontology annotation, cellular component: membrane. The coding region runs from base 376 to 1254 and encodes 292 amino acids.